This is a messenger RNA of Protobothrops mucrosquamatus (brown spotted pit viper), 1664 nucleotides long. RefSeq names its product MAPK interacting serine/threonine kinase 2 (gene MKNK2). Gene Ontology annotation, molecular function: ATP binding; calmodulin binding; calcium/calmodulin-dependent protein kinase activity. The transcript has 13 exons. Bases 56 to 1453 code for a protein of 465 amino acids. Gene Ontology annotation, biological process: protein autophosphorylation; peptidyl-serine phosphorylation; intracellular signal transduction. Gene Ontology annotation, cellular component: nucleus; cytoplasm. Lineage: Eukaryota; Metazoa; Chordata; Lepidosauria; Squamata; Viperidae. The record is from RefSeq and is a predicted model, not a curated record.
CUAUUUUUCUCCCAUUCUCUUAUUUGGAAUAUUCCUGCAUUUUUAAAAUCUCAAGAUGGUGCAGAAGAAAACUGAGCUUAAAGGCUUCCAUCGUUCUUUUAAGGGCCAGAAUCCUUUCGACCUGGAAUUCUCUCAGUCCACUCACCUGGAAUCUGUCUUCAAUUUUGAAUGUCCCUCUCGGCCCGACAUGCCUUCGAGUCAGCCCAUCGACAUCCCCAAUGCCAAGAAAAGAAACAAGAAGAAAAAACGCUGCAGAGCCACGGACAGUUUUUCAGGGAGGUUUGAAGAUGUUUACCAGCUCCAAGAAGAGAUCCUCGGAGAAGGGGCACAUGCAAAAGUCCAGGCCUGUGUUAACCUCAUUACUAAUAAGGAGUACGCAGUGAAGAUAAUUGAGAAGCGUCUUGGACACAUCCGAAAUCGGGUAUUUCGAGAAGUGGAAAUGCUGUAUCAGUGCCAAGGACACAGAAACAUCCUGGAGCUGAUUGAGUUUUUUGAAGAAGAGGACCGGUUCUACCUCGUGUUUGAGAAGAUGAGAGGAGGCUCCAUCUUAACCCAUAUCCAUCGUCGACGCCAUUUCAAUGAGCUAGAGGCCAGCAUGGUGGUGCACGACAUAGCCAGUGCCCUUAAUUUCUUGCACAAUAAAGGAAUAGCACAUAGAGAUUUAAAACCAGAAAAUAUUCUCUGUGAGAGUUCAAAUCAGGUGUCUCCGGUGAAAAUCUGUGAUUUUGAUUUAGGAAGUGGGAUCAAGCUGAAUGGUGAUUGUUCUCCCAUCUCCACCCCAGAGCUCCUCACUCCGUGUGGUUCAGCAGAAUAUAUGGCCCCAGAAGUGGUGGAGGCCUUCAAUGAAGAAGCAUCCAUCUACGACAAGCGCUGUGAUUUAUGGAGCUUGGGAGUCAUUCUGUACAUCAUGCUGAGUGGUUACCCCCCUUUUGUGGGUCACUGUGGAACGGACUGCGGCUGGGACCGUGGUGAAGCGUGCCCUGCUUGCCAGAAUAUGCUGUUUGAAAGCAUCCAGGAGGGGAAGUAUGAAUUUCCAGACAAGGACUGGGCUCACAUCUCUUUUGAAGCUAAAGACCUCAUUUCAAAGCUUCUUGUAAGAGAUGCCAAAAAGCGUCUGAGUGCGGCCGAGGUCCUCAAGCAUCCUUGGGUACAAGGGUGUGCUCCUGAUAACACGCUCCCCACUCCAAUCAUCCUACAAAGGAACAGCAGUGCCAAAGAGUUGACAUCGUUUGCCGCCGAAGCCAUUGCUGUCAACCGUCAGUUAAUGCAGCACGAGGAGGAAGCUGCGGAGGAGACCCACCCCAUUAUCAUCAAAGCUACCUCAUGCUCUAUGCACCUCUCUCCUCCUUCCGAAUCCAAGCUGGCCAAACGGAGACAGAAGACCAGCAUGGCUAAAGCGAACGCCACCCAGCAUCUGGUGACCCCCUUGGUCUUGGUUGGGGAUCACAUGUGACUGCCUUUCCUUAUAUACGUCCAUUCUUCCAUUCCUUCCCUCACCCCCCACCUCUUCCGUGCUUUUCGGACAAAAAGGUCUGCUUGAAUAGCUUAACAAAAGAUCAAGAUCCAAAUUGGCUGGUUUCCAAGAAUUCUUUUCCGUCUUUGAUCUUGUUCGACACAGGCUGUUUUGUUUCUUGUUCCUUUUUGUUUCUCCCUCUUUCUCUUUC